Molecule: messenger RNA, 1758 nt
Organism: Penicillium daleae
Lineage: Eukaryota; Fungi; Ascomycota; Eurotiomycetes; Eurotiales; Aspergillaceae
Product: DUF4238 domain-containing protein
Exons: 3
Coding region: 1-1758 (585 amino acids)
Source: RefSeq, a predicted model, not a curated record
AUGGAACCCACACCCCAAAACCUCCAUUUUGUUCCUCGAUUCAUCUUGAGAAAAUUCGCAGCGAAAGAUCAACCACCGGCAGGCCCACGCAAUGAUUACCAUGGAAGGAAGAAAAGAUCCAGAAAUCGCCGGGACUUGCUUGUAAACAAGGUUGAUCUUGAAAUGUCUACUUUAACCCAGCGGCCUGUUUCGACCGAAUUUGCCCUUGUGGACAUGUAUCGGGAUCCUGGUUUCGACCAGAACCCCUAUCAUCUGGAGAAAAAGCUUUCCAAACUUGAGAGCGAUACGAGUAAAAUUAUUCUUCGUGCAUACAGCCAGUUUGCCCAAGGCUUGAUUCUUGAACUCGAGCGGAUUGAAGUGGACAAACUGCGAGGAUUCCUUUUCCUUAUGAAAUAUCGGAAUUCAGGAAUGUUCGCUCGGUAUAAUCAUGAUCACAUUGAUGAUUACAACGCGGAUGACCGAGAGCGCAUGGCGGAAUAUAUGAGGUCAAGGGGCUUUUCUAAACCACGCGAUGUCUGGUUCGACAACUUGCGAGAAUUCCUGGACCUCGAAAUGGACCCCGCCAAGGCUUGGAUCGAAACCCUCAAAACUCGGAUAUAUCCUGACGAUGCUAUGAUGAUGAUACUGCAUCUCACACAUAGCUUCCUUGCCUUUUGCGAACCGAUGUCCUCGGACGAUGAAUUUCUUCUUACUGAGAAUGCGUACGCCGUGUUUGAAGGCCCGUCGACCGAGACGUUAAACCCUCUGACCCAAGAAUCCAAUCACAUAUACAAUGAGUACCAUAACUUCGCUCCUUUAUCCCCAAGGCUGAUGAUUGUCUUGCGAAGCCAUCUGCUUGGCUCACAAGACCAGGUGACUGGAUCUAUAUUAGAACCACUGUUAGAGGCAGCUCGAUCUCAACAUCUCUACCCUGAUAAAGCGGGAUCAAUUUUGCAAGACCUUCCUAUCCGCAAAUGCGACACGGUCUAUGUUCAGAAGAACAUUACUUCAAUUGCCUCCUUAAGACCCAACGACCGAUUUUGUUUCCAAUGCUUCAAGAUUUCGUCGCGCCAUAUAACUCUUAUUAACAACAUCCUUCUGGAAGAAGCGUACACCACCUCCUCAAUCGUGUUUCAUUCAAAGUCAUCGCUCAAGGUCAACAUAGAGAGAUACCUCGAAGAUGACACCCUCGGGAUGAAGAACACUAUGAGCAGCCCAUUCGAUGAGCGUCGUCUGUAUUUGACCACCCUUGAAAGGAUUAUGCGUCAACUUGGGGGAUCUACCGUUUGCAAAACCCGCCAUUUCCGCCCUGGUGUCCGUUCUCCCCAACUGCACAUGUCACUUUCUGUCGCCGCAAGACUUGCCAUAGAGUUGUUGCAAAGCGAGGAAACUGAAUCCUCUAUUCCUCCAGUUUAUUCUCUUCUAAAACCAGGAGCAAGCCGGAAGACCUUUUGGAACGAUGUCCAUCAAGCGAGUCUCAUGUUAUUAUUAAGGAUCAAGGUCGAUGUGAUCCUCAAAGACUCCAGUCUAAAUAACCUGGACAAGGACUACGUUCGAUUCUCUCGGCAAAGGUUCUUCAUGGAAUUCCCCGUUGAACGAUUAUGGUUGUACUUUAAAAUCGCACGCAAUAUGGGGAAGUUUGAUCUUGGUGACUUCAACAAGCAGAUUGCGGAUCUUGAAAUUACUGGAGUAGAAGAUAAAUUCGGCAAAUUUCUUGCUUAUUUCCCUGAGAAACGAGAGUAUCUCGUGCAAAUGAUGUACUUUCAAGCUCUGACUUGA